Molecule: messenger RNA, 8212 nt
Organism: Amoebophrya sp. A25
Lineage: Eukaryota; Dinophyceae; Syndiniales; Amoebophryaceae
Source: the annotation of a GenBank genome assembly
CGUAUUGAUAGACGUUGUCUUUUUUAGUCCGGAGUAGAGUACAUGUACAUCUACAAGUCACUUUUGCUGGACAAACAAGAAGCAUCUAAUUCAAAAAGAUGUUUUCCAACAAGCGCGUUGCUGAGGCGAUUUCUCUCGCAUCUCCCGUAGAGCCACGCGCUGGACCGCCUUCUGCUAGGUCACGCAGUUCCCCGAAGCAACCUCCUAAAGGUAAAGAGGGGCAACAAGAGGAUUCGUCCCCGAUCAAGAAUGGCUCAUCAUCUUCUGCUUCUGGAGGAGGUAAGCCGCGAUCUUCCAGCUGCAUAGCUAAACCGAAGGGUGGUGGCGUUGCUCCUGCUAGUAGAUCUUCGUCAGGGUCCUCUACACCAACAAGUAGUGGUCCAGCAUACCCCUAUCCCAUGUCAUUCAAGACAGAGUGGGGUGGAGUGAAUGUUGCAACCAGUAGGAGUUCGUCAUCUACUUCCUCUCAUCUUCCAGUGAAAAACAUCAACAAGAUCAAAGCUCCUGGCCAAACGACCAUUUCGAUAGCUGCUUCUGCGCCAGGUAGUACCCUGACUUCCAAGAUGAAGACCUCUACUGCAAGCUUCUUAGCCAUUGAGAGAGAAACUCCAGCGUUUGGGACCAGAAAAGCAUCUACAACUUCGCAGUUAAUUCGAGCAGGUGGGAGUAAGAAGCUUCUUCCGCGACCUGUGUUGGCGAAAACGACUGUCGCUGGUACGACUACAGCUGGAAAAAUUAUUGCAUCAGAUGCUGCAGCUUCUAUUUCUGCUGCAGCAUUUGCUAGCAAUCCAGCACCAGCAGUCUCACUCGCAGCACCUCCACCACUAGAAGUAUCAUCUUAAGGGUAGGUUAAAGGUGCUUUUGUUACCGUUUGUUAUGGCUCUCCUAUGGGGGACAGCCAUAACAAGCGGGAUAAAACUAAAAGAACACCAAAAACCUACCUCUAAUCAUCUUCAAAAGUGCCAGCUCCGCUUACUCUCGCCAGUGCUGGUCGUAGCAGAUCUUCGGGAACGAAUAGCAGUAAGCUGAGUAAGAGUUCUUCCGAAGACGCUUCAGUGGAGACGACUGAUAUGAAUACUGUCUCUGGUGGCGGUGUUGUUGGUAGCAGUGUGACUAGUUCUACUGGUAGUAAAAAUCCUGUUGCAGUAGAGCCAUUCCCAUUUCCGGCUCCACCUGCUCCGUCUGACGACGCAGCUCGUAUUCGUGCAGCUAUUGCCUUCUCCUCCUGUGCGGCUGAGGCAGCGGCAGCGGCGGACUCUACAUCUUGUUUCGGCCUUGGAUUUGCUCCUGUAGGAGGACCAGCAGGCGGCGCCCUUCUCACAACAGGUGCUGCUCCAGCUUUGUUGUACUACACAGAUCCGGCAGGGGGAGGUGGCACCUCUGAGGCAGAGCCUGGAGGGAACCCACCUAAUAGUGCCCCACCUAAUAGUGCUAGUGGCGCGACAGCAACAGUUGUCGAAGGCGUGGAGACCGGAGGUCGCAGACAAAUGGGCUUUGUUGACGCAAAUGAACACUUACUAGAAACUCAGCAGCACAUACAUGCGUUGAGAGUCGAGCGUGAAGCAGCUGAAGAGAAAGAACAAAAAGAUACCACAGGAAUACUUCCACCCGCUCAUAGACAGAGUUCUAUCGUGAUUGGCGGUGCUAUCCCUGCGGAAGGAGUGAAUGGAAGUGAUCCGAUUCUAGGUCACCUGCAUCAUAUCGGCACUGACACCACUCUACUCGGUGACCGACACUACUUGCCAGCUCCGCCACCUGGAAUUUUGCCUGCUGGCCAGUAUGUGACGACGCCUGAACUGGCGUUGCAACCCUCUCCAGCAAUGGCUGGCGUGAUCUCCAACUCCACAAACAUCUUUCCAGCUCAUCAACAACUUGCUCCUCCGACUGGUUCACCAGCAUACUCUCCACACUAUGUGCCUACGCCAGCAAUGCUGACACCAACCAGUGCAGGGAUUUCCGGAAGGGCUCCUGGAACUCAAGUUGGUGCGGGAUAUUCUACGUUGUCUCUGAUGUCUUCAGAGAAGGACCCUUCGUCAUCUGCCCCAACCAGUUCGCAACAGCACAUCGAGAUCAUACGGACUGCCAAAACAGCUAUCGAAAAGUACAUAGGAUGGGAGAAGGAUAAUGGAAAAUUUCUGUUGCAUAAGCUGCGAGAGCAAGAGCAACGGUUUGCGACAGUGGAAGAUUAUGGCUACUUUUGAGUCAGUGUACUGCUUAUAAUCGAAUAUUAUCUUCUGCUCGCACAUUGGGCACUUCUUUGUGUUCAUUAGUUCUACUGAAUACUCAUAGUCAACAUAUCUCAAUCUCUAUCUCACAUAGUCAUAGCGUAAUAUGUUUAUGUUGAUACCCACCCCCAUUCCCAUGCGUGUCCUCUCCCCUCUAACGGCCAGCUCACCGAGCGCGCGAUGAAUUACGACUGAACUUGUUCCGUUUUCUCGACAGCGACUUACCCCAGAGGGUUGGACUUGUUAAGGAUCUACAGCGUGGCUUUAACGCUCUAGCAGUCGAAUGCAGUCGUGCAAGGGCGGACACAGGCAGACUGAAAGCACUGUUGUCCGAAUCCCACUCAGUCUACAAACACCAACAAGUGGAGAUAGAAAAACUGAGACAAGCGAGCGAUGCGCAGGUAUUCUCCUGGGAUUUAACUCUACUCGGUGGUUCAGGUUCUUUUUGGUUUGAUUUGAUGUCGGGUCGUGUUUCAUUUUCAUGAAGACCUUCCUCUCCAAUUCCACCAGAGUAGACGAGGUCAAUCAAUCUACCUCUCAUCUCACCACCUCCUCAGGUCGCGCACCUCGAGCAACGUCUCGUGGGGCUCACCACCGUGAACACAGCGUUGCAAGCGAAGGCUGAAACUCUGAUGGCUGAUGGCGGAAGAAAAGCCCAGGACUACGAGGAAGAAAAGAAGGAAGCGAAGCUGCAGUUUGCGAGAGAAAUCGAGGCCAUUCAAGUCCGAUUGGAAGCUCAGGUUGCGUACUAAAACCAAUUUUCUUUUGUUUGAUUUGUCGUUCGCACCUUUUUGUAGGGGUAUCUUUCUCCCAGUACAACUUGUGUUUGAGUAUGACACACAGGAUUAGAAAAAGUACAUCUACAACAACAAGAAUCUACUCUUUCUCGUCUAAUUCCUCUCUACCCUACCCCAACAUCAGCGCCUCCAAAGAGGCCUUCUUCCAAGAACAAGCCGCCAACACAGAGAAGCUGCAGAUGGAAGCUGAGAAAUAUGCGGAAAAGAUAGCCGAGGUUGAAGGACGCAUCGCAGAGGAAAGAAAAGAAAUCCAAGAAGAGAGACACAAGAUGGAAGAGGAGGUAACCAAUUACGUGAUGGAGAGGGAUAACCUUAGCGGGCAGACAAGGGAAUUGAAUGAGGAAAUUGAGCGCCUCACCAAGCGCCUCGAUGAGCACGUGCAGAUGGUGUCGAUUAAGGAGGACGAACUGGGCUCCGUCAGACGGGCACUCGCGGAUUUGGAGACUACGAAAGGCGUCCAAGUUUCGACGUUUUCCCAAGAACUAGCUCUAUUGACGCAAGAACGUGCGUCUUUUACGAGUCAGUUGGCCGAUAUGGAAAAGAAAAUGCUGGAACUAGAAACCGAGAAGGCGACUAAUUUGGACAAGGUACUACUGAAAAUAUCUUGUUGUAAUCAAGAAUCUUUUGUAUUUCUCGUUUUCGCAGCAUCGAAAGCAACAAACGUAUGGUUGUCGUGCCUCAAACAUGGAAAGCCAAUCUUGGAAUCACUGCUCCUCAGAUCCAGAAAAUCGAAUCCGAGCGACUCGAGCAAAGCAAGCGUGAAGAAACGACUUUAAGACAAGCAACCGAGAACGCAGCCGAGUUGGCUAGUUUGAGACUCCGCAAUGAGGAGCUGCAAAAUAGCGUGAAUACCUUGACAGAAACUCUGAAGCAAACAGGCGAGGACUUAACGGCAGAGAAAGAGAGUCACGGCAAUAUGCGAAAGAAACAUGGGGACACGGAAAGCGAGUACUUGUUACGUACACACCUGGAUAGUUUGCUAUUGCUUCAAGAUCAAGAUAAAGAAAAGAUCUCACUGUCAGAUCCACCCAUCUCAACCUUAAACUCUACCACCAAGGCGUUCCGUCUUAGAAAAAGAUCUUGCCCUUGCCGAGCGAACCAAAGAUGAGCUAACCACCGUGCUGACGCAGAUGAAGGAGCUUAACACGGAAAUGACUGCAACCUUGAAGACGAAGGAAGAUGAGCUCGCACGCAUUCACAAAGACCUUGAUGGCGUGAAAGCAGAGUCUGCGGAACAGCAUUCGGAGUUGGAGAAUUUGAAGCAUUCAGAGGAGAUUCAUGUCGAGGAAAUUGCAAGAUUGUUAAGGCUGAGGUUUUUUUCGUAGCUUCAAAUUCAACUUCAUUCUUGAGAAUUCUGCCUGAGAACGAGUACCCAUCUUCUAGUUCCGUGUCAUCAUCAUUGUCCUAUCUCGAACCAGACGCCAGCGUCUACUAGUACGACCACGUCAUUAGUCCACCUGCAGCCGUUCUCUAAUCCCUACGGUCGAAUGUGAGAGCUUGAAGGCGGAGAAGCAAGCAACGAUCGCGACGCAGAAAGAUGCACAUUCAAGUGAACUGCAAAAACUCCAGGAAGACGCUAAGGACAAGGCAAACGGGUUGCGGCAGCAGAUUAGUACUUCCUCUUACAUUUCUUCAAAACUAGGGGUCAGUUCUUGUAGUAUGUCGAACUAAUACAGCUUCUAUUUCUAUAUCAUCUCCUUCUCGCAGUGCAGCAGCAGAAGCAGGAGAACAUUGAGUUCUCAAAAGAUACGAAAUAUCUUUUGUUUUUUUAGAAAGAUCGUCUCUUGAAUUCUAAGGCUCUCGACACUAUAAUAUCGUCUCCUUCUGUACAUGCAUCUUCUGUAGAAGUGAUGAAAGGAUCAACUAGAACGAAGAUCAACAUGACUUGUUCACCCAAAAAAAUCAGUGGCUCUCCAAGAACAAUGCGAAGCACGAAGUAGGGAAAUGGAGGCCAAACACGCUCUUUACAGCAACGAAAAAGUCGAAUGGGUCUCUGAAAGGAAAUCUCUGAUAGCAGAAAGAGAUUCUGCUAGGUACUUGAAGAUGUUCUUCUGAUGCCCAUGGAUGCCCAUGUAGUUUUAGUCUAAAUAUUGAUCAUAGUCCUUGAAGAUGAGUACCUCGACAAUAACCUCUGCUAACUAGUACCAGCGUUGUGAUGGUAAUCUUUCACUGUUGCUGUAACAACAACAAAAUUAUCUUCCUUGUUCCCUACUGCUCAACAGAAUCGAAGCUUCCGAGUGUCAGACGAUGAAGCAACUGGCAGCUUCCUUGGACCAGCAAUUAGCUGACACCCGUGCCCUGCUUGCUGAACGGCAGAGAACCGAUAGUCUGCGGAAAAGCGCCAUCGGACAGCUUCUCCAAACCAUGCAAGACCAAGACGUGGUCGAUACGGAUAGCAUGAUCGGUGCAGGAGAUCGCGAUGGGUCAAUGGUUCAAUAUGGAGGUGGUACUAGACCGUCGUCUGCAUCACCGAUGAGAAGGACAAGUACUGGCGGAGUGGGCGGUGGAGCCAUGAUGACUACAGGUGCGCCAGGAGCUUUAGUUGUUGACCGUAGCAUCCAAGAUUCUGCGGAAGACGCUCCUAUCAAUGCAGCAGCUGCAGGAGCAGCUGCACCAAUUGCAAUCGGUGCUAGUAGUGGAGUUAACAUCGCAAGUAUCUCUGCCUCUGCUGCUGCUCCAACUACUGUAGCAGCUGCUGGAACAAAUGCUGGCCUGACUAACAGUUUCGGCUUCGACACUAGUGCUAGUCCCGAUCGAGCAGGUGGGCCGACACCUGGUGGAGCCGAGAGUGCCGCACAACAAGUCCCCUCUGGACAGCCGCCACAGAUGCAUUUCUAUCCAGAAAAUUUGGGCAUCGCCAGUAGUACACUGACAGUUGUGGGAGAUGAAUUUCGACUGGUUCAUGUUGGACACGAGCAGGACCAACAUCAACAACGUAUAGAAGUGGGAAACGGAAAAGUCGUGGAGCAUUUUGAUGUUAAUAACAAAAAAGACGAGAUCGCAUAUAAUUCUUCAAGUAGCACAUCGCCAGCUUUUUUCCGGCAAUAUCAAGAAGUUCAGCGUCUCCCAGAGCAACCACGUUCUCAACAUCCACAUCCAGUAGCUACUGUACCAGCUCCUGGAGGUCCGUCAGCAGAGUCCUCAUAUUCUGAAGCAGCCUCAGAUCGCUUCAUUGAGGAUAGCACCAGCACGACCUCAGCUUCGAUUCUUGCCCAAAGACUUUUGUAUCAAAAUUCAGCAGCAGCUGCUCCCUCUGUAACAGAUGCUGAUGCACCAGGAAAUGUGCUUCUGCGAGGAAGACCACAUGAGUAUGCGACUCAACAACUACCUCAAGAAUCACGAUCAUACGCAACUCAUCAAUCAUCUGUACAAGAGCCUCCUAACAGAAUCGACCCAGCACCAGCAGACCAGAGCACUCUUCUGACUCAACGCAUGGUAGCUGCUCGUAACCAGUAUCUGUCGGCGAUGCAGGAAGUAAACGUUUUAGAGAUGCAACAACAGAGAAUCAGUGGUAGGAGGCAUUCAUGGAAUGCUACGUCGCCUGACCUGCAGGUGCUGCAACAAGAUAUGAGUAAUCAUGGACAUGGAGCAGCAGCAGGUGGUCCUCCGAAUUUUCAACAACAUACCUCUCCAUCAGGGGCUCCUUCGGCACAUCUUCAGGUGUACACGACCAGUGGAGGCCAUAACAACUAUGGAGACAUCAACGGGCAUGGUCAUUACGCAGGAUCGCAAUCAGUUCAAAUGUCCUAUCGAUCCAUACAGCAGCUGCCGAAUCAUGUGUCGUCUGGAGUUCAUCAGCAGCAACAAAACUCCUUGAGCAAAGCCACUGUCCUCUCAGCUGGUGAGUACUCACUCGGCCAGUACUCAGUCCCCUCUGACUGCCCAGAGACAGCGCCACGACGGCCUGCGACGUCAGGAACAGUGUCUUCGUCUUUUCAGCGAAGUCACGGCUACUUGGGGAAGCAAAAUCCAGCAGAGGACGACUUGAUGGGCUCUAGACGUCGCGUCCGCAGUAGCAGCUAUGGAUCUUCGUCACAGCGUGGAGGUACCAGUACUUCUAGAACAUCGUCGAGAAACCCACCUACUACAGGGGACCGUGACAGGAAACUAGUCGACCCAAAGCUUCUAGCACGCAUGCGUGCUGAAAGGAAAGCUAGUAUUGAACGAGCGAUGGCACGACAUCAAAGGGAUCAGGGUCACGGGUCUGUUGAGGAGGGUGGCCAGCUAUCUGGUAGUGGUGGAGGCAUCUUCGCAACGACUCCGCUCGAACCUCCAAAAGGAUUCUUUGAUUGGUUCAUGUAGUUCAUGUGGGGGGAACGUCACGAGGGGGUUCUUCUUGUACUGAAAGUGUUGAUCAAAUAGUUGGAGUGCAGCUCAAGCACCUGUUCCACUUGACGUAAAUUUGCAUUACUUGUUACUAAAGUGUGCGCAUACCAUGAUCAUCGUCUCUGUCUAUCUUUUCCUAUUAAUCUUCAAUCUUGAUCUUCUCAUUUGUUGCACUAGUAAAACUGCAUCUCAUCACCUACUCCUGAAAAAUUUAAAGAGAGAGUCCCUGCUCAUCUUGUUCCUAUACAACAAGGUGAUCUGCUAAGUGUCUGAAGAAAUAGAUGAAUCGAUACCACUAGUCUACUUCAUUGUAUAAAUUUUUGACAUCACCCGGACCCGCAUUGGUACAACAUUAUCCAUCUUCGUCACCUACAGCAAAUAUAGUAUGAGCUAAAUCAAACGAUGGAAUAAAUAGAAAUAGAAAUAGUAGAAGUAUCACUAGAAGAUGAACUACUGGAUGUGGAUUACAGUCCAAUUUCUUGACUCAACAACAACUUUCAUUUCCAAGAAAGAUUUCGAGUAGGAAAAAUUGCAAUUGAAAGCGGAAUUUGAUGGUGUAGUAAAACAAGAGUUAUAUAAUUAUGCGCCUGCAUCGCUGUUGCAUAGAUCAACAUAGUGAAGUGCAAAAAUAUGAAUAUGUAGUAUCGCAUAGGAGAUCAUCAAGUCAGUGAGCUAACAAAAAACAACAAAAAGGAAGUCAGUAUAGCUAUAGAUUCUCAGAUGAGACUUGAGUACAACAAAAACUACUAUUGCAUGAGCACGACAUCAAGACCAAGAGUAAUAUUAAAUGGACAUUAUAGGAUGUGGGAUUUCAGAUUCAGAACUUGCAACCAACACUUGAGGGUCUUUUUCAAUCAUCUUCUU